CUGACAGUGAGAAAGGUGAAAGAAACUGCCAUUUCCCAUUCUAAUGUCAAGUGCGUCGAGUGUGAGGUUGGUGUGUGUUGUUUGUAAGCAAGGUGUUUAUCGCCGGAAUCGGGACAUUUCCAUCGCAAUUAAAAGAUUGAAAAAUCUACACAAAACAAUGUUAUUGCACUGGCAUUGAUUUGCACUUGUGAAUGGAAUGAACGAAGAAGACUUAAUCAAGCGAGCGUUCGAAGAGCGAGAGAAAAUCUUCAAGCGUUAUGAGUUGGGCCGUGCGGAAGGCGCCGAGAUUGACCCAUGGGAAGAUCCGCAGUUCGAGGUGUACCACGCCACCGACCGAUAUGGGUUUAUACACGACAAACGGCUACCGGCCAAGCUGGACCCGCAGGAAGCAAAAAAGCAGCACAUAGAACUCGAGCGCACCAAGAAGUGGCUGAAAAUGCUCAAGUUCUGGGAUACACCACAAGUCAAAGAGAAACUGCACAAGAGAAUCUACAAAGGAAUACCAAACUCAUUACGUCCACAGGUUUGGAUGAAGCUAUUGGACGUCGAAGAGGUGAAGAAACGCAACCCAGGUCGGUACAUGGAGAUGUGUAAACUUGCGCGUUUGCAUUCAACCGACGCGAGACAAAUCGACUCCGAUGUGAAUCGUCAGUUUCGUGAACAUAUUCAUUAUAGAGAACGCUAUAGCAUUAAGCAGCAGAGUUUGUUCAAUGUUUUAACCGCGUACGCGAUGUACAAUUCGGAGGUUGGGUAUUGCCAAGGCAUGUCGGGGUUGGCGGGUGUGUUGCUCAUGUACAUGGCUGAAGAGGAGGCGUUUUGGGCGGUGCAUAUUCUGCUCACGAGCGAAAAAUAUGCAAUGCACGGAUUGUACAAGGAAGGAUUUCCUAAACUGACUAGAUUCUUAGAGCACCAUGACAAGAUACUUACCAAAUUUCAAUCGAAGCUCAAGAAGCACUUUGACAAACACGGCUUGGAUGCGAUUCUCUACUCGUUGAAGUGGUAUUUUGUUUGUUUCGUCGAGCGCGUGCCGUUUAGUCUCUGCUUGCGUAUCUGGGAUAUUUAUUUGUUGGAUGGUGAUCGGAUUAUUACGGCGAUGGCUUAUACGAUAUUAAAGUUACAUAAGCGCAAUUUGUUACGGCUCAAUGAUAUGGAUUCGAUAACGCAAUAUUUGCAAGUAAAAUUAUAUAAAGAUUUUCAAUACGACGAAGAUGUCUCAAUUGCAAGUCUAGAAAAAACUCUGGAAGAACUCAAAAAAGCAAAAAUGGAACAUCCUGGUCCACCGACAAAGGAUGAAAUCCCAAGUAGAAAGUUUGGUGUUUUCGUGGAGCCAACCCUCGAGCGCAAAGUUGGUAUCCGACAGGAAGAGUUCACCGACAAGGAGAAAGAGACGAGCCAAAUCGUGACAAUGCGUAGCGACGCGGCACGCAUCUCGGUGGUGGAGAACGAGAACGAGUUCGAACACGAUGCCGACAAUCGAGAAUCUCAGCUGAGCGCCGGCACCGAAUCGGUGGGACACACAGAGUCAAAAUUCUCAUUCGAUGUGGGCAUGGACGACGCCAGCUCGCUGCUGGACUGUGAGCAUACUGGAUCGCGCAGAUCUUUGGCGGACACGAGCGUUACAUCCACCGCUGAUCUGAGCGUCUUCUCGGCAGUGACGCGCUCGCAAGCGCACGAUAACAGCUUGGAUACGCAUAGCAACAUGUCUGAUAAUUCAGUGGGCGGCGGUAGUUCAGUAGGAUCGGGUGUCGGUGCCAGCGCAAAGGCGCUCAGCCUCAGCACGCAUUCAACACCGCGUGCCACCCCGCACCAGCCUAGCCCUGAUGUUUUGCGCAUCUAUGUACCGUACACUAGCCCGCUCGAUACGCCCAUCGCCAGUCCGCAAAAUGGCGAUGUGCACAAGUCGCUGCCGUAUUCGUUUCCAGACAACCGCAUCCGCAUAAAGGUUGAUAAUGAUGAGCUUUCGACGCCGAUCGUCGAGCAUGGUCACAUUCGACCGUUCAUUCUCGACAGUCCCGAGUUGGAUUUGAAGUGAGAGCGCGUUGGGUAAACAAUUGCAUUUAUCUUUUUUAUACUCAGUACUUGUAUAUCGAAGGCAACAACAACGAAACGGCAUUUGGUGCUUAGCGGCCUCGAUGAAUUUUCCAGUCUAUGUUAACAGAUGCUUACUCUUAGAUUACGUUAAGUUAGUGCUACUCAAAACUGCAUAUAAGUACAUACUUGCCAAAGUAAUACACAAUGUAUAAAAAAUCGAACUACACAAGUGAUGUUUUAUGUAUUAAAAGAAAAACUGUUGGACCAUUUUACUCAUUGUUAGAAUACUCAACACAACAAAACAAGAUGGCGUACAUUGAGUUUGUGGAAGUAGAUGAUUUGACUAUUUUAUUCAUUCUUCGAUAGUUCGUACCUAUAUUGUAAAUAGUUUCAACUCAACUAGUCCACCAAAACUGUUGUAUAUUAAAUGUCAGUGUGUGUUUUUCCGCAUUUAGGAUUGUAUCAAUAUUGUAUAAAAACGUUACAGUGUUGUAAUUUAACCGUCCCGUUGUAGAUGACAAAUGAGAACACAUUCAAUAAUUACAUUCCGGUACAAUACUUCCGCAAAUAUUUUUUAAAUAACACUUAUGUAUGUGUGUGCCAUAAACUUAUAAGAGUGCGAAUGGAGCAUCGAUUCAAUUCAACUUAGACGCCGACAAAUAAAUCUUGAACUCGUGUAAAUAUCAGAAGAAAUUGACAAACAAAUGCAAAACAAAUGAUCAAUUAUGGUGUAAAAAAUACUCGGUACUGUAAUUAUAUACUCGUAAUCCUUAUCUAACUGUGACACAUUUUUUAGUAAUGUAAAGUCUUGAUUAAGUGUGUAAAAACUGAGAAACUGCUAACGAAUGUUAGGAACUUGUUAAUUGGGCACAGCCGUAGAUAUUUACACCUUGCAAAGAAUGUGGAGAGGGUUGUUCAAGCUGAAUUUCAUUGUUUUUAUUAGGAAGUCAGACGAUCCAAUUUUGCAAAUCUUCUUGGCUUAAGAAACAGUCUCAAAAUGAAUAAUUUUUCGUAAAAAUCAAGUCUAACUCGUCACGAUUGACAAAAGAUAAAUGGUGCGUUCGACAAGAUGUAUAUACUCAUGAUACGACCCCGUAUUUGAUCGUAGUGUUCAGUCGAAUAUGUACGAGCAUUUGUUAUAGAUUAAUAUUUUAUUUAUCUACAUAUUCGCAACUAGAUUUACGACUUAUUUAUUUGUAAUUUUCGGUCAGGGGAGUCGAUUUUAAUAUUAGUAACAUUUGCAACUCUUCAUUCAAUUCUGCAUUUCCAGUGCAUAUCUCUAACCACCAUUUCUAAAACUUUUUACGCAACUACUUUAAAUUAUUAUACAUGAUUCUAGUAAAAACACGGUGAUCGUGUACAAAAUUGUUAUUAUAUUUCCUAUGUUUCGCAUUUUCGCAAUUUCCACAAAACUAUUAUUAUAAACUAAACUAAAACGUCUGGAUUGCAAUAAUAAAUAAAAACACAAGAAAUCUU
Dalotia coriaria is the source of this 3507-nucleotide messenger RNA. Its product is annotated as USP6 N-terminal-like protein. The record is from RefSeq and is a predicted model, not a curated record. Lineage: Eukaryota; Metazoa; Arthropoda; Insecta; Coleoptera; Staphylinidae.